Molecule: messenger RNA, 3474 nt
Organism: Aspergillus neoniger CBS 115656
Lineage: Eukaryota; Fungi; Ascomycota; Eurotiomycetes; Eurotiales; Aspergillaceae
Product: Fibronectin type III domain protein
Exons: 4
Coding region: 173-3376 (1067 amino acids)
Molecular function (GO): protein binding
Source: RefSeq, a predicted model, not a curated record
AUCUAGGUGAAUCGUCUGCUUGCUGACCCUUCACUGCCCCUCGACGAGGUUGUCAGUCCCCUCCCUCCUUUCUCCCUCUCCAUGGGUUUCGGACGCUGGGAUGUAUGAGCCGUUGUUUCUCUCCUUCGACGCCUACCCCAGCGUAGUUCCCCGAGUGAGGGUGCGAGGCGUCAUGGCUCUCUUCCUGGCUGUCACCAUUCUCUGGGCUCUGAUCUGGCUACUGUACCGUGCGUGGCAGGUCUGCCAGACCCCCAACGACGUCCUAGUUGAAAAGCUCGGUCUGGAUAUUCCUCCGCCACCAGAAGUCACCCUCGAAGAGAUUACCGCCCGUGAAAUUCGCAUCGCCUGGAAACAACCCGAAUUUCACAAUUCCAUCCACAAGCACAUCAUCCAAUUGAACGGCAUUAAGGUGGGCGAAUCGAAACGAGCGGAAACUGCAGUCGAAAUCUUGGACUUGGUUCCCGGAAGUAUCUAUCAUAUCUGCGUUCUUUCAGUUAGUGCUGCGAACUUCCAAACCCCAAGUGCAAUCAUCCAUGUGCGCACAAAGUCUCUGCCCUUGUCGCAAACCCAACAGAAUGCUGCGGUCGGCAAUCCUACCAUUCGGGCGUCCAUCCCCCGGUCUACCGCUGGUCUUGCUGCCCCCUCGGCGCCCGUGAUGUCUCGGGAGCACAGCGGAGGACAGCUCCAAGCCAAGCGAUCUUCAGCCGGGCGGAAACCGUCUCCUGCAGCGAGCGGGACGGAGGUCUCGCAUGGCCAUGCGGAGGAGACACAAAAGAGCACCACGAAUGACGAUCACGACGAGACUCUCGAACAACUUGCCGACCGAUUGAAGUCCCUGCAGCACGAGAACGAGACCGUCGAGAAGCAAACUACGGAUGAAGAAGAUGAGCACAUCGCUCUUCUGAAGGAACUCGAGAAACAGCGUGACGAAUUGAAAAAGCGGGUCAAGGAAAAGGAUGAAGCGAGCGGCGAUUUGAAGAAGCACGUUUACAAGCUGGAAAGUGUCAACCGUACAGUGCAGAGUGAGAAGGCGAAGCGUGAAAGACUCCUGCAGCAGAAGGAGUCUGAGCGUAAGAAGCGCAAGUCCGAUAUCGUCCGGUGGCAGGAGCGGGUUGAGAAUAUGAACCGUGAAGCAGCGGAGUCGAAGGAGGAAAAGACACGGCUGGAAGAAGAGAGAAAGCAGCGUGGAGAUGAGAUACGGGAGAAGAUUGCUAAGGAGCAGGCAGAGAUGAAGGUCAUCGAUGACGAAAUCCAAGACAAGGGCGGACGUGUCAAGAAGCUGGAGGAGGAGAGGCAAACCCACCAGGAAGCAGAUAGCGAGGAUGGAAAGGAGCUGGAUCGCAUUGACAAUGAGCGAGCCCGCCAGUGGGAGAUCAAAUUGAGCAAUCUUCACGCUCGCUAUGCUACCCUUGUCAACCUCCAUACCCAGGCUCAGCAGCAGUACCAAGAAGCGCAGGAGCGCCUGAAGUGGCUAACUACCGAACGUACCGGCAGCACAGGACCCUUCUCUCUCCCAGCUCUCGAUCUUGAUCUCUCCAACACUGCGACUAUUCGCCCACGUCGACACCGCAGCUCACUCGCUAGUAAUGUCUCAUCUCCGAUGAAUUUCACCGCCAUAGAGCCAUCGUUCUCAGGUGGCAUCAGCUACAACCCUCCUGCCACUGGGUCUCCCACCUUUGGCCCGACUUCUGCCUUCUUCAACAUCAACAAUGGAAUGACCCUCCCAAGCCUUUCGGGCCAGUCGGAUAGUACGCGGGGAUACUCGGAUAUGUCGCUUGGAAACCCUCAAAUGAGCCCUCGCGCCGACGCACUUCUUCCGUCCGAUCUCCUCGGAGACGAGGAGUCGCCCGAACUCCCCCGUCCGGCCAUCCGUUCUCGCUUUUCCAACCUCGAACAACCAAGCACUGCGCUAGAGUUUCCUCAUGGGCCACCUUCGCCAGACUCUACCGGAAGCAGGCCGGAAAGCCUCUUCGCUAGUCCGGAGGACCAGACCCUGCCCAAAGAUGUUGAAUCGCAACCGGUGAAUUUGGAUGUAGGCGAGGCGCCCAAAAGUGCGUCGCGCAGGCUUUCGGGGCUCUUUGGCUUCCACCGUCCUCGCGGCAAGACAUUGGCAGACGAGCCACCUCUACUGGGCAGUCUGAAACCAGGACAAAGUCAGUCGUUCCCCCGUAAUUUGGAGGAGAUGGAUCCCAUAGGGGCUAGACGUCGUCGGCUGAGCUAUACAGGCAACUGGGCGAAUCCGAUGUCUCUGUUCCCCAGGAGCAACACAGCAGGUGUUACAACAGACAGCUCUUCCGAUCAUCUUCCCUCGCGACGCGCAGGCAUUUCCAGCAUCUUCUCACCCAGCCGAUUUGGAUUCGGCAGUGGACACGGUCUGCUCAAAUCCAGUGAAACCUCCGAUCAUAGCACAGGAUACAACCAGUUCAGUCCUCGUCAUGAUCCCAUCGAUCCUUCCUCCAUCUUGGGCACAGUGCGCCGGGAGUCGUUGUCUCCGCGGCCCUCAUCGACCUUCUCUUUCGAAAACCAGCUUCCUCAUCCCUCCACCGAUAAUCGUCACUUCGGUUGGCCAUCGGCAGAAAAGCAAGGCCAUCGAAGUCCUUUGGGGUUUGAUUGGACUUCCCCAUCGACCUGGUCUCGGGUGCAGUCGCGCCGGCCAUCUACACAGUACGGCUCAUCGGGUCACCUACCUUUGGGCCUUACUGGGGAGCCAGACUUUCUCCAAGAUUCGUUCGAGAGACAAGGCCGGCCAUUGCAGGCGCCGAUCGGUACACGGCCAUCAUCUUCUCAUCGGCCAGUCACUCCAAAAUUGAAUCCUGCUGCACCUUCCUUUAGGACCAUCUUUGGGAAGCGGUCGGACAAGAGCAAAGAGAAGGAGGCAGCGAAAGACCGAGAGCUAGAUGCUCCGUUUGACUUCCACAUGGAAGAAGGCUCUCCGUCUGAAUCGCGCACCUCGCGGGAUUCUCGCUCUUUCUCUAUGUACACAGGCGACUCGUAUGAAUCCUUGGAACGUAUGCCCUCCGCAGGCUCGCUGGAUAAUGGAAGCUCGAAAGAGUCAUUCAUUCGUAAGAUCACCCGAAAGGGCAGCUCCAGCAAGUUCAGUUCCUGGAAGGACCGGUCAGGGCUUUUCUCCAAGAAGGGUGACCCUUCGCAAGGCGACAUUGACGAAGACGCACAUAGCGAGGCGAUGCUUGCCAAGAGCGUGGACAGCACCGUGUCCAGCGCCCCUUCAGCAGACCGAUCUACUCGAAGCAGCCUGGGAUUCUUCAGCCGCAUGUCCAGGAAGUCCGAUAAGGCCGCCAGUGAGACGAGUGAACGCCCCAGUGAGCAUGUUAGCGAGGCGGAGGAUGAAGAGGCAGCGGAGGAUAUCCACGCAUGAACAUACAACAUCCAUUCUUUCUAUUUCUUUUUUUUAUUUUUUUUUUUUUUUUAGGUCGCCGUGUGGCGUUAGGCAUUCUUUCAAUUUCUUAACUAGUG